Molecule: messenger RNA, 669 nt
Organism: Bombyx mandarina (wild silkworm)
Lineage: Eukaryota; Metazoa; Arthropoda; Insecta; Lepidoptera; Bombycidae
Cellular component (GO): cytoskeleton
Source: RefSeq, a predicted model, not a curated record
AUGCCUUGGGGGUGGGAAUGCCGAGCAAAACACAUUAAACAACUACCAUCGAAGCCUACAGAACGUCGCCGAACAAGUCACUCAACUAAAUCUCCCGCACCUAAUCACUAUGAAUUACCUCAGAUAUUCUGCGGUAAAGGUUUCUCGAAAGUAAAACGUGCACCAGCCUUUACAUUUGGUCACUUAACAAAAUCUAAUCUGACCAAACCAGUCACAACACCGUACGCCCCAAUGUUCGACAUUCAAGGACUUGGGAGACAAGGUCCAUACAAAAUAACACAUAGCGUUGUUUCGCCACAAGUCGCACACGUAGAGGAUCGAGUAAAAAUACCAGGCCCGGGCAGUUACGCCCCAAAAUUUUCGAUCCAAUACAAACGACCACCUGCGUACAGCUUACGAGCACCGGCGAGACCCCAGUACGAACCCUGGGAUCAGUGGACGCCGCCACCGAAUAUGUACUGUCCUCCUAUACCUUACAAAAAAUCUCCGGCGUACUCGCUUGGUUACACCGCGAAAGACUGUAAAACGCAAAAUUUGCCCGGACCGGGAGAACACGAUCCUAAGUUCGACUACGUAAAAAGGAACAAACCCGCAUACUCAUUUGGAGCGCCGUUCAAGUCUCUCGUACCACCGAAGACUCCAACACCGAACACCUACUGCGAGAAAAAG